UUGUUGAAGCGUGGAGCCGAUGAGACAAAGUGCUGCCUCCGGAUCCGAGGACUUCACCGACCUGUGGAGCGGGGUUUCGAGUCUCUAUCCCCGGGAAGCUCCGGAGAGGAGCCGGGCUCCGGAGAUGCCUGGAACCGGGGCUCCAGCAGCGGUGUGUCGAGAUUUGCAGAGUCCCACUCGCAGAGGAGGAGGCAGCAGGUUCACCGGCCUGAACAAUGGAGAUUCUCCAGGUGACGGAGAAGUGUCUCAGGAUAUCUUCUGGGAUUCAACGUCCCCGGAUCAGGCUCACACCGGCUCGGGGUUCAGGAACACCAGAGUUGUGGAAAUAUCGGAUAUUGUCAAUCGCAUCGCUCCAAAGGAUGUGAAACCUCAACAGACGGACUCCGCUCUGCUGCAGUGGAUCGGUGACAGCGCCGUCCCGUCCACACCGGAGAUCCGUGUGCAGAGGAUCAGGAAGAGGUCCAGUCGGCAGAGCAGCGUAGACGACCUCAUGAAACUGGCCAAGCAGUUUGACCAGAACAUGCAGCAGGACAAGGAGACCACGGAGCGACUCAGCACUUUCAACCGGGACCUUGAUGAAUGUGUGAAUACGUCAAAAGUGAAAACACAAGAGACAUCGUCCCCCGGUGGCGUGAAGGACCCGAAGGACCAGGUGGAGGCGGAGCUACAAGCCUUGUUCGACUGCUCCACUCAGAACUUCAGCGGCCGGCUCAGCCAGAGCUCCGUAGCUUCCGCCUGCUCACAGGAAGUAAAACCUCGACCAGCUCAGAAGCCAAAGUCCGGUUCAGCUGCUCAAUCUGCUGGAGAAAAGGGAACUCGCGGUUCCAGUGCGAACAACUUGGACGACUUCGAUGACGACUGGGAUAAUGACGACCUACUUAACGACUCCUUCGUGCUGGCGAUGAACCAGAAUCCCGACCAGCUCCAGAACGCCCAACCUGACGCCACUUUGCAGUCCAACACUAAGAUUCAAACUACUCACUUUACCUCUGUACGCACGGCGUCCCCAAAGAGAAGCUCUGGGCCUCAGCCUUCACACAUUCCCUCCAAGCCCAGCGGCCGAAUCCUCCAGGAGCUGUGUCCCAAACUGAAGACCAGCAACCGAAGCACUUUCAAGUUAGAGUCCAACCCUCUCUUCCAGCCGGAGUCGGCCCCCAAACAGGUUUCCAGCUCCAGGUUCACUGCCACUCACACUAAAUCACAAACAUCUGACUGGAAACCCGCUGCCACAAAGACACUGAUCCCUCCUCAACCGGACAAUCCGAGGAAGGGUCUCGCUGCGGACUCGUCUAAAGACGUCUCCGACAGCCUCUGGGGCGACGGGGCGGACGAUGCUCUGCUCUACCAGGUGUGUGACAGCGUGGAGAGGAUCUCCAGCAGCCAGCAGCAGCAAGGCAGCGCCGGCAGCUGCCAAGAGAAACCAGACUUCACUGUCGACAAACAGAGGAAAACCACGGCGCCGCUGCCAAUCGACUCGACCGGGUCCACGGGCGCCGGCGCCAGCAGACCGUCGACGAGCGCCUUCGUCCGUUCUAACUCGUUACCACCGGGGACCAGCUGCGGAGCUGUGAACUACCGAGGCUGGAACGUUCCCAUGAAAGGAGCCAGCAACCAGUCGGGGAUGUCUCAGAGCCUCCCGGGGGGGGGGCGCGGGAGUCUGGGCUCGUUCAGCCGGGUCGGGGAUCCCCCCGGAGCGGCCCAGGCCGGGGGGGCUAACGUGCACGUGAAGGCGUCGACAGUGACAGCCAGGACGCCGCAGAACGCCAAGUCCUGUCACACGGCGUUCAAGAGGAACGUCUCGGACUCGGCAGCGAUCUGCAGCAAAGUUUUCGUCACAAGCCAGAUGACAGGGAAGUGCUCGGCCGCUGAGAUCGAGAGGAAGAAGCAGGAAGCUCUGGCCAAGAGACGACAGCGACUGCAGAAACCGUAGAGAAGCUCCGCCCACACGGAGGGAUCAUCAGACUGUAAACAACCUGAACACGACUCAUCAGUGUUAAUACUUUACUGUUCGAUCACUGGGUUUCAGUCGAUCUGAACUCACACAGGAAACCAAGCUGCCUGUUGUUGACUCGGAGCUGCUGGAUGUUUGUGCUGCUGACGUAGAAACGUGUUUAUAAGAAGUGAGUCGGAGCCGAGGAUCCGAUCUGCUGCUGGGACGACACUAAAAAGAGAUUCUCCUGAGCCUUUCACGUUUUGUUACAUAGUUCAAAUGACUGAGUUUGACUAAAUCCCAAAUGCUGAUUAAAACUGUUCACUUUCUUUGGGUUGUUUUCCUGCUCACACAUUGUAGAUUUAGUUUUUUUUUGUUAAAAAGUGAAUUUAUUACUGAUCAAAUUGUAAAACAAAGAACUGACCAGACAUAAAAAACAUGAGUAGAUGUGAACCAUGAGAGUAACUGUCGUCUGCUGUUUGGAUUUGAUCAGAUAAUAGAGAGAUCAAUUAUGUGCCUUAUACUGAUGCCUGCUUUUAAAAGAUUUUGCCUUCUCUCAUACUUGAUUGAUUGAUUAAUUGAUUGAUUGAUUAAUUGAUUGAUUGAUUGAUUGCCUUUCGAAGAGACAGUGAAUCAAGACAGUUUAAUACAAUCUAAAACUUUUGUUUAGGGCCAAACUAGACGAUUAAUAACCUGUCUGAAAAUAACCUGUUGUUUCUUUUGUGUUCCUCUGUAUUAUCGUGCAAGUCACCUUUUUUUGAAUCUAUGUCUGAAUCUAGUGUUAUAAACUCAGUGUUGUGCCCCCCCCUCUUCUAUUGGCACAGAUUAUUGUAAUAGCCAUGCUAUGCACCUUUUCACAGAUUGUAAAUCCAACAGCAAUAAAAGAAACACAACCAU
Molecule: messenger RNA, 2827 nt
Organism: Limanda limanda (common dab)
Lineage: Eukaryota; Metazoa; Chordata; Actinopteri; Pleuronectiformes; Pleuronectidae
Gene: etaa1b
Product: ETAA1 activator of ATR kinase b
Exons: 6
Coding region: 20-1930 (636 amino acids)
Source: RefSeq, a predicted model, not a curated record